Molecule: messenger RNA, 3763 nt
Organism: Cuscuta europaea
Lineage: Eukaryota; Viridiplantae; Streptophyta; Magnoliopsida; Solanales; Convolvulaceae
Source: the annotation of a GenBank genome assembly
AUUGGUUGAUCUCCCUCCGGGAUGUAAACCUUUGGGAUCCAAGUGGAUUUUUAAACGUAAAAUGAAACCAGACGGUUCCAUUGAUAAGUAUAAGGCCAGACUUGUAAUCAAGGGAUACAAGCAACGCGAGGGCCAUGAUUACUUUGACACGUAUUCUCCCGUGACGAGAAUAAAUUCCAUUAGGAUGAUACUAGCGAUUGCCACUUUGCGGAAUUUGGAAGUUCAUCAAAUGGACGUAAAAAUCGCUUUUCUAAAUGGCGAUAUAGACGAAGAAAUCUAUAUGGAACAACCCGAGGGUUUUCGUGUUCCAAGCCAAGAAAAGAAGGUUUGUAAAUUAAUUAAAUCAUUGUAUGGAUUGAAACAAGCCCCUAAACAGUGGCACGAAAAGUUCGAUCAUGCAAUGUUAAUUAAUGGGUUUAAAAUAAACGAAAGUGACAAAUGCGUCUAUGUGAAAAGCACGGUAGACGGCUAUGUCAUUUUAUGUUUAUACGUGGAUGAUAUACUCAUCGUGGGUAGCAAUAAUCUAAUGAUUAAUUCUACCAAAAGCAUGUUAAAUUCUAAAUUUGACAUGAAGGAUAUGGGGCUGGCCGAUUUAAUCCUUGGGAUUAAAAUAAUUAGAGGACCUGACGGUCUAACGCUAAGCCAAUCCCAUUACGUUGAUAAAAUCCUUACUAAAUUUAAUAAGGAUGAUUAUCAAGAGGCAAGGACGCCAUUAGAUAAAAACACUCAUCUUACCAAAAAUCGUGGAGAGUGUAUUUCUCAAGUAGAAUACGCUAGGAUUAUUGGAAGUUUGAUGCAUCUAAUGAGUUGUACCAGGCCUGAUAUUGCCUUUGUGGUUAGUAAGCUAAGUAGAUAUACUAGCAACCCCGGUGCUGAACACUGGAAGGCAAUAAUACGGGUUUUGAGGUAUUUACGUAAAACCCAAAACCUUGGACUGCACUAUGGAAGAUAUCCAGCUGUACUUGAAGGGUAUAGCGACGCUAGUUGGAUAUCCGACAUAAAGGACUCUAAGUCCACAAGUGGAUAUGUUUUCACUUUGGGAGGUGCAGCCGUGUCAUGGAAAUCCUCGAAACAAACGUUAAUAGCUAGAUCCACGAUGGAAUCUGAGCUAAUAGCCUUGGAUAAGUGCACUGAAGAGGCUGAAUGGCUACGCCAUUUUCUCGAGGAUAUUCCAAGUUGGGAGAAGCCUGUCCCUCCAAUAUGCAUACAUUGCGAUUGUCAAGCGGCAAUUGGAAGGGCACAGAGCAAUCUCUACAAUGGUAAGUCUAGACACGUUCGUCGUAGACAUAACACCAUUAAACAACUCCUCACAACGGGUGUUAUCACUGUUGACUACGUGAAGUCAAAGGAUAACAUAGCAGAUCCGCUAACCAAGGCAUUGGAUAGAGAAUUGUUGGAGAAGUUGUCACGAGGAAUGGGACUAAAGCCCGUGAAUUUAAAAGUUCUAUAGUGGAUACCCAACCUAGUUGGUCCUAGGUUCAAAAGGGACAACUAAAUUAUAGAGCGAAGGAUGGUCACUGUGGGGGUCCCGGACUCCUACCCACUCCUCGUUAAAACAGUGACUCCCGCACGAGGUUAGCAAAAACGUUUGCUUUAAUGAUUCUAAAAUGUUGAUCUACUCGAUAACAUUGGAAGAGUAUGCGGGAUACUCGUGAAAGAAUCACCUAUGUGAGAGAGAAGAGGGCCGCUUCAAAGGAGAACUGUAAAGGCUCAGUUCUUUAGAAACUCUUGCAGAACCAGGACGGUGACCCAUGGCCAAAACGGGCACACCCAUGAGAACGGAACAAAGUUGGAAGGUUCUUGUGUAAAGAUAAGUCAAUGUUUACACGACGGCAGUAUAGUUCAAGGACAUCGAGUCUACUAGACAGCCAGUAAAUAAACGUGUCUUUACAACGGAAGGUUCAAAGGAUAAAACCUACCUCUCCGUAUGCAAGGAUCAUCCGGUGAACACAACGUGUCCUCCUAUCUUCGUGUCUUUUUAAGUCUCGAAAAUCAAUUUUCAUUCAUGUGGGGGCUUGUUGGAAAAAUGUGUUAAAAAUUGCAUUAAAUGGUCAUUUUGGGGCAAUUAUUUGAGUGGGGUCCACUUCCGAUUUGGGUCGGGUCAAAGUGGUUUCGGAUUGUCCUUGUUAAGGGCUACAAUUCGAUAUAUGGUACGCUCAAAACGGAUAACGGGUGAAUGAGAAAUUGAUUCUCGAAGUUCGCUCGUUGUAAUGGAAAAACUGGGAAAAUGAUGAGUUUCUAGUGUGUUUUAUCCCACACCGAAAAACUCAAAGGAUUUUCACCCCCUUUUAAAGGGAAGCCUCUUUUAAGGAGUUAAGAUUCCUAAAGGGAAAGGCUCUCUCUUACGCGCAGGGGGGGGGGGGUGGCGAUCAAAUCCCGAAACGGAGAAGAAAAACCGCGACUCGUGUGCGCGGGCGACCUGCGGACACGCAUGCCGUCCAAAAAUCUAUUUCUCAAAUCUAUUUCUUCCCGAACGUUUUUUUCCCAGAAGAGCUCCGGACAGAAGGCCUCGAACAGAAACCCUCCAAGGGAGUUCUGUUGGCUUCGGACAGAAGGCCUCGAACAGAAACCCUCCAAGGGGGUUCUGUUGGCUUCGGACAGAAGGCCUCGAACAGAAACCCUCCAAGGGGAGUUCUGUUGGCUACGGACAGAACCCCUCCAAGGGGUGUUCUGUUGGGGUCUUCUGUCACGCAUUUCUUCCGUUACAACAAUUAAUGCUCAACGUUCUUCUCUUUUAAUGCAGCGUUAAAUGGACAGUUUAUGGACGAUUCAAUGCCCAACGGACUGGUCAUUGAUGUCCAACGUUCAGGUCCAUUAACACCCCAUUUAACACACAACAAAUCCUCCUAUAAAUAGCUGGCAGGUGCUUUGCAACAAACACACGGUUUGACAACGCACAACACUUUCCUCACGUUUUCUUGAGCUAAAAACUCUUCCAGCUUUUCCCAAAUUUCCUCUGUGUUCAUACUUGGUUCUCGUUCGCUGGAACUCUUGUUUGUGUGCUCAAACACUAGUUCGUAGUCAUCGUAUCCUGGGAAACGAUUGUUGCAACGCUCCUAGCACCGUGGGAGGCAACAAAUACGUUUUAAGGAAAUCGUGCGUAGCACGAGCUUUGGCUAAUUCUGCUUCAUCUCCUUUUCUUGUUUUUCUCUAGUCAUUUUAUUUAAUUGAUUUAUUUAAUUAAUUUUCUUUAUUUUCCGAAACACACCCAACAAAUAAUACAGUUAGAUGGAACUAAAAGCAUACUUCACUCAAUUUUAUACUAUUAUAGCUUACCGCAUAGAGAUUAUCACAAUAAAAUUUUAUCAAGGUUUAAUUUCAGGUAUGAGAGAUGGUGUACUAUUUUGUGCCUUAUGUUUCAAGAAAUUUUGAGGUAAAACCUUGCAGCACAGAAGUUUCACUCCCUUGCAGGGGAAUAGGCGGGUACAAUUGGCCUCACUUUAUCCUAUCAUGUUGCGAUUUGCCAAUCCGGAACCAUUCUCAUCAGAAGAGAUUGAUGAAGUACAAACUCGUCGGGCAUCAUAUUUCUUAGAAUUGACGCAAUCCAUCAACGACACAUGAUGAACAUGUUUGUUUAAGUUUUUGAGUGAUGAUGAGACUUGUAACUUUAUACAAUGUGUUACUACUCUAGACUUUUGCAAGGAUUGUUUUAUUUUAGCUUAUUAGUAUGUACUAAGUUGUUACUUGAACUUGUUUAACAUUUGUGGAAGAAUUGAAAAAUAGCUUGUGUUAUUGUUUUAGAUGGAUCAAGUGAACAUGUGAA